CAAGAGCACAAAGCAGAAACAGGAGCCACCAGUCAAAACAAAGGGGGAAGCUGACGCUGAAGGAGAAACUGCAGUGAAUCCCAAGGGAGAAGCUUUUUAAUUUCUUUUGGAUCACUGUUCACUGCAAGGCUGUUAGUCAAAUUUUUUGGUCUGCUUAUUCAUAUUUUUUCCCCCAGCUAUCCACAGUAGAUCUCAUCAUGAGACACUGUGCUUUAGUUGUGUGUUUAGUUUUGGGGAUAAGCCUGAAGGAUGGAUGGAGCCUUCCCCUCAAGUCCGUCAUGGUCACCUUCCCAGGAGACAUCAUCAAAAACAUGACUGAUACGGAUUUGGCACAAACCUACCUGAAGAGGUUUGGCUACUUAGACAGGGUGCAUCGCAGUGGCUUCCAGUCUAUGGUGUCCACCUCCAAGGCUUUGAAAAGGAUGCAGAGGCAGAUGGGGCUGGAGGAGACUGGAGAUCUGGAUAAGUCCACGCUGGAGGCCAUGAAGCGGCCUCGCUGUGGGGUUCCCGAUGUGGCCAACUACCAAACCUUUGAAGGAGACCUCAAAUGGGAUCAUAGGGACGUCACUUACAGGAUCAUUAACUAUUCUCCGGACAUGGAGAGCUCUCUGAUUGAUGACAGCUUUGCCAGAGCCUUCAAGGUGUGGAGCGAUGUGACCCCUCUGACUUUUACCCGCCUCUUUGAUGGGACAGCUGACAUCAUGAUAUCAUUUGGAAAAGCCAACCACGGAGACCCAUACCCAUUCGAUGGCAAGGAUGGCCUUCUGGCCCAUGCUUAUCCCCCUGGUGAGGGUUUGCAGGGAGACGCUCACUUUGACGAUGAUGAGCACUGGACCUUGGGUAAAGGACCAGCUGUGAAGACACGCUAUGGGAAUGCAGAUGGUGCCAUUUGCCAUUUCCCCUUCACCUUCGAGGGCAAGACCUACACUACCUGUACCACGGAUGGCCGCACGGACAACCUGCCAUGGUGUGCCACUACAGCCGAUUACAGCAAAGACAAAACAUUUGGCUUCUGCCCAAGUGAGCUUCUGUACACUUUUGGAGGAAACGCCGACGGAGCUGAGUGUGUCUUCCCCUUUGUCUUCCUGGACAAGGAAUAUGACAGCUGUACCACAGAGGGCCGCAGUGAUGGUUACCGCUGGUGUGCCACCACAGACAACUUUGACAGAGACAUUAAGUAUGGAUUCUGUCCCAGUCGUGACACUGCAGUGACCGGUGGCAAUUCUGAGGGAGAGCCUUGCCAAUUUCCCUUUGUGUUCCUGGGUAAGGCGUAUGACUCCUGCACCAGUGAGGGACGUGGAGAUGGCAAGUUGUGGUGCAGUACCACUGACAACUAUGAUGAGGAUAAGAAAUGGGGCUUUUGUCCUGACCAGGGUUACAGUCUGUUCCUGGUGGCAGCCCAUGAGUUUGGACAUGCGCUUGGCCUGGAUCACUCUAACAUUAGAGAGGCUCUCAUGUACCCCAUGUACGCCUAUGUGGAAGACUUCUCCCUGAAUAAAGAUGACAUUGAAGGCAUUCAGUAUCUCUAUGGACCUAAAAUAGGCCCUGUUCCCACCCCCCCUCAGCCCACCACCCCCACCACCCCCUACCCAGACCCUGAUGAGACUGAUCCCACAGAUGAGCCUGAGCCCACAAAACCUGUGGAUCCGACCAAAGAUGCUUGCAAGUUGGACAAAUUUGAUUCCAUCACUGUGACUGAGGGAGAACUACACUUUUUCAAGGAUGGACUUUACUGGAAGAUGUCCAGCAGGAGUGAUGGAGUACUCAAGGGGCCAUUUUCUAUUUCUAAGAGGUGGCCCGCUCUGCCACCAGUCAUUGACUCUGCUUUUGAGGACCCUCUGACCAAGAAAUUGUAUUUCUUCUCAGGGAACAGAUUCUGGGUGUACACAGGGCAGAGUGUUCUGGGGCCCCGCAGCAUUGAGAAGCUCGGCCUCCCCAACAGUAUUCAGAAGGUAGAGGGAGCACUGCAGAGGGGGAAAGGCAAAGUGCUGCUCUUCAGUGGGGAGAACUUCUGGAGGCUUGAUGUCAAGGCCCAGAAAAUCGACAAUGGGUACCCAAGAUACACAGAUAUUGUCUUUGGUGGCGUCCCCAACGACGCUCAUGAUGUAUUCCAGCACAAAGGUCACAUCUACUUCUGCCGUGACCGCUUCUACUGGCGUAUGAAUUCCCGCAGGCAGGUGGAUCGUGUCGGCUAUGUGAAAUAUGACCUCCUCAAGUGCUCUGAUUCUUCAGGCUCCCGCUACUGAGAAGAUUAACCAACAAGGAUGAGCUCAAAACCUGGUGUCAGGGAGAAUGUGAUGCAGUAUUUGUGUAGCGCCUGUUGUACGUGUGCUUUUUGGGAUGUAAAUGAUUGACCAUCACUGAUGUUGGCAAAUUCUAAAGCGUGGAAUAUCUGCCUAAAAUUAAGCCAAAGGCCCCAUACAGGAAUGCAAAUUGUGAUCAUUGAUGCUGACUUGCCCUGAGUCUGAUAAUCUGUGAACUGAUAUGGUAGCCUAACAUUUUUGGACCAAUAACAACAACUUUAAUAUUCUAGAAAGCUGUCUGGAUCUGACUCCAGAUUUUCUUAACUAUUUCUUUAUGUCUGACAGGUUCAGACUCUUAACAGUAUUAGAUUAUUUUGGUAUUUAAAGCAAUAUCUUAUAUUAUUUUGUGUCCUAAAGCCUAUUUGUUUUGUAUAAUUCUAUUUGUGUAUUUCUCAAAAUGGCUUCAAAGCCAAUUACUUGCACUGGAAGACAAUGCAUGUCUCCUUCACUGAAAUUAUUUAUGAAAAUUAUGUUUUGUAUUAGAGUUUUAACUUUAAAUGCAAUAAACAUUUCUUGGAAACUA
Messenger RNA from Scophthalmus maximus (turbot), 2826 nucleotides. RefSeq names its product matrix metallopeptidase 9 (gene mmp9). Bases 198 to 2246 code for a protein of 682 amino acids. The transcript is spliced from 13 exons. NCBI's taxonomy places the organism in Eukaryota, Metazoa, Chordata, Actinopteri, Pleuronectiformes, Scophthalmidae. Gene Ontology annotation, cellular component: extracellular matrix. The record is from RefSeq and is a predicted model, not a curated record. Gene Ontology annotation, biological process: proteolysis; collagen catabolic process; extracellular matrix organization. Gene Ontology annotation, molecular function: metalloendopeptidase activity; zinc ion binding.